This is a messenger RNA of Musca domestica (house fly), 6171 nucleotides long. RefSeq names its product general transcription factor 3C polypeptide 1. The transcript has 15 exons. Gene Ontology annotation, biological process: 5S class rRNA transcription by RNA polymerase III; transcription initiation at RNA polymerase III promoter. NCBI's taxonomy places the organism in Eukaryota, Metazoa, Arthropoda, Insecta, Diptera, Muscidae. Bases 119 to 6001 code for a protein of 1960 amino acids. Gene Ontology annotation, cellular component: transcription factor TFIIIC complex. The record is from RefSeq and is a predicted model, not a curated record. Gene Ontology annotation, molecular function: DNA binding.
CAUGUUUUAUUUAUGUUUUCAUUUUGGUCAUGUUGAUUUGAUCUGGGAAUCGGUUUCGUAGUUUAUUUAUAAAAAUAAAUUGCCAAAAAGGUCAAACAUUGGGAAAUACUAGUAUGAAAUGGAUCCUACACUAGGCAGGGGAUCUUUUCAACGUAUUGUUUUGGAUGAAAUAGCCCUAGAGGGCUUAGAAGGGGUCACACUAGAAUCCCUAUGGGUUUACUUGGGCAAAUCUAUGGGGUUACCACUCCCCUUGCCUGCAAAGGUUUUGCAGCAGGUAUGGGCAUUUAUACUACGUGUUCACAAUCAUUUACAAUUCUAUGAGUUACCAGUGGAGAGGGAGACAGUUAAACUAUUUGAUCGAUAUCAAUUAGUAGACCCUGACUUGGGAGUUCCAAUAACACCGGAUAUUUGUCCAGCCAUUCGUUACAAAUGUAUACCCAUAAGUGAUGGUGAAAAUGUUGGAUCCUGUGAGUAUUAUAAGGAAAGAAAAUUAAUUCCAUAUGAUGUGAUUAAAGAUCUUAGCUUGGAAGACGUACAUGCACGGUGGGGUAAAAAGCUUGUGAUAGUAGCUUCUCAAGAACUUCGCUACAAUGCCCUGACACCGGAAAAUGUACCAAGACCUAAAGAAUUAACACCAAUUCAAUACUGUAUAUGGGAGGCUAUAGGUCGGGCUCGAUUUAAUGGUGAAACCACAUCUGGAACCUGGUCAUUGACACAUUUCUGCAAAGACUCAACUAUUGUGUUUUAUAUAAAGAAUAAAUUAUUACGCCAUGGAGUAGUGGUUAAUCAGUUAUUCAAUGAAAAACGUGGCGAUCGUUUAAGUGUAACUACAUUAUUGACCUUGCCUCGUUUCUACAAUACAAAUCGCAGUCGUCUUAUAAAUAUGGUAGAAAAACUUUUCCUUAUUUUAAAAGAAAAGAAAGACUACACCAUGCCGCUGGUAGAUGUGCGUACAAUAUUUCCAUCCUUUGAACGACAAAAAUCAUUAAAGAAAGCCAUGUUAACACAUUUAUUUCGACAGAUCUUUGAGACAAGGUCUGUUCCAUAUUUAGAAAUUCACCCCAAUGCUAAGUCAAAAGGUGGCCCAACUGGAAGAACCGUAACAAUGGUACGUUUGCGUUAUCCCGAAAAGUCCAUAGAUGACUUGUUUGAAAACAUGGAAAAUGAGAAUGAUAAAAAUAACGAAAAUGAUGAAGAUUUUCACAAUGAAAAACAUUCAUACAUUGAUAUGCCUUUGCGUGAAGAGUUUUAUCAAUGUGUUGCCAGAUAUGGCACUCGUGGUUGUAGUCAAACUGAAAUCUAUCGUCAUAUGGCUAUACACCAUUUGACAUUAAGGCAAAUGGUUAAACAAAUGGUUAACGAUGGUCUCAUAAAAUCCUAUUGCCUUGAUGUUGGCCGUCAGCGUGUGAAUAUGUUUGUGGCAGUCGAACACUCCGAUUCAGUUACGAAAAAAGUCAAAGACUCCAUGGAAGUUCUACAAAAUUUACAAUGUGACGAAGAACCAAAUAUACCCCAGGAAGAUGUACAAUUUACAGAUAUUCCUCAAAUAACAUCACGUAUCAAACCAUUCGAGUAUAAGCUCAAUACGAAUACUGUUCGUGAAAAUCACAGCCAACGCUUGGUCUCCCGUAAAGCCUUUGCCGUAAAAAUGGUCAAUGAAAAAUGCAUUAUAUCUGUUUUGCUGUUACGAAAACUACUGAAAAUCCAUGAAAAAGAAAAAGGUCUCAAAGAUGAAAUUUGUCAGAAAUCUAUACGCCGAAUGCUACUGCACAUGAGUGAAAGUAACAUAGUUCGGGUAUACGAAAUCAUUUUACAAUGCGAGGAACAUAUACGCAUAUAUCGUUAUGUCACACAUCCAAAAAUUGAUAUGGAUCAUCAGGUUAUUAAGAAUGAAAUAUUGAAAUUGAAAAAUAGUUUCUAUUUAAUAUUGGAGGAGAAGCGCAUGCGUAUGUUGUCGUCACUGCGUUUCCAAAAUAAGAAACUAAAAUUGAGUUCCAAAAAGUCGAAGAUUAACGAGACAAAAUUGCCUAGAAAUGUUUUGGUGCCACUAAAGGUGCACAAACCACCGAAAUUCCUUAUAUCAAGAUAUUUGCAUGAGUUUCUGUUCUACAUUGUCGUCGAACUUAACGAACAACAGUCGCCGUUUCAGAUCAAUAAAGAACUGUUGGAACAUUGGCAAAUUUCUGAACCGUCUUUGAGAAUUCCGGAAUAUUUGGAACAAUUAAAAAAUGAGGGUAUUAAUGUGAAACCAUUUACCAGGGAUAUAAGUUGGCGUACGUUUAUUCAGCCAUUGCCCAGAUAUUCUGAUAAACCCGCUGGUUGGGUUUAUUUUGUUGAUGCUGUCGAUCGUAUGCCCUUAUCGAUAUUUAAUAAAAUUUUCCACAUUGACAAGGGAGCUGAUGAACGGUUGACGUCAUACUUAAAUCACCCGGUAAAACAACACUAUCUUAUGCGUCAAUUGCCAUCAGAUUUACAAUACAAAAUUGCCCGUGUCCAAUUGCAAAGGGUUUAUAUUUCCGUUCUUAAACUAUUGAAUCACAUGGGAUUGAUACAGGUUGGUGAACGCCUCAAUGCCAAAGACCCCUUGGUAAUGUGGAUAUUUCUGAAUAGGAAGGCUCGUGCAUUGGACACAACAAAUACAGAACCCUCAUAUAUACGUAUCAAUGCCGAUCGUGAAUAUCAUCCGAUAACCUUUGAUUUACGCAGCUUUGAUGACAUCCAUCAUUACUGGACAACGUUGCAGCGUAUUUGUGUUUACACUAAACUUGGUUUUCGCAGUCGAAAUCCUGGCCGCUCAGAGCGUAUCAAAGAGCUAAGUUUCCUUAACCCAGUGGAUUACGAUGAAGCUCCCCAGCAUGAUGUCGGUUAUCAACCGGGUGAUGGUUUAGGUGCUGCUGGUUUAUCUACCCAACUCUUUGCACACACCUUUCGCAAUUGGUCGUGGUCUGUACAGAGUAAUAAGAAAAUCACUGUACGCAAUUUACGUACAGGACGUACGGCGGGAACGGGUCUGGUACGUUCUUCGAAUAAAAUUCUACGUGUUAAGACGAGUAAAACACGUCAGCAAAUUGCCACAAUUAAACGGGCCAAGGCACAAAGUUCUACGUCCUCGUCGAAGAGUGAUAAGAAUUUAAAAAAGACCGCCCCAAGAGAUGCAAUUGAUCGGGAUGCCUUGAAAAAUAUGCGUACACUGCGUGUAUCAUGGAGCAAGGCAGAGGAUGAAGUCUUGAUGAUAGCCAAGGCAACCUCAGUGUAUGUGGCAGCUCCUAUACCCUCUCUAGGUUUGCUUGCAAUGGGAAAAGUGUGUCGUGACAUAAUCCGUCACAGUUUGGGCAUAUACAAUAAGACGACACAGGCCUGUUGCAGGAGAAUGCAAUUCAUCAUAAGACAAAAGCGUCACAUUCCCCAAGUUCCAUCUUGGUUGCAUGUUCUGCAAACAGACGAGGUGAUACAAAAGAAAUAUGGCGAAAAUUUUUUGCAAAAACUCAAAAAAGCCUAUCCAGUGCGAAGCGAAUUUAUCGACGCCCUACUUAUACACUUUACUCUUAUCAUGUGCCAUCUAUAUAAACUGGUUAAUAACACCCAAGAUUCGGCGGGAAAUUCUAGAUUUUUACUGCCCGAUAGCAUACAAGAAUUUCACAAACGUUUUCUUGAGCGCAUGCCAACCCAAACCGAUGAGGAUAUCAUACUCUACAGAAAUCCUGAAGAUAUCGAUGAUCUGCAUGUUAUGAUUGUUAUGAACGUUUUACAUGCUGCGCUGUGCGCAUAUCGCGAUAAAACGUUAUAUAACCUCCAGGCCUUUGAGAUCUAUAAGAAUUUCUCGGAAGAAAUUUUAAAAACAGCUUUCUGUAAGGCCCGUUCCGAAUCGUUGGCUGUGGCCAUAAAACGUCAAAAUAUUAGCAUGUUUUCUAAUCAGAUUGGUGGUCCCGCCUAUGUGUUGUCUUCAAAAUACCGCCUGAAAUUGUUAUUUUUACGUGUACCCUAUGGUGUUUAUGAUGCAGCUUAUGAAUUUUAUGAACGAGCUUUGCAGUGUUUCUUUGGCUGUGGAGUUGACGCCGGCAGCAGUAGUGCUAAGAAUUAUCUGGAAUUAAAAUCGCCGACUUUGGGUCAAUUUUUUUUUAUUGGCGAAGGUUUAUCUAGACAACUAUUGUCGAUUGAUAUAAAACUACCCGUAAAUAUAUUAACAGUUGAUGUGGAACAAAGUCAUAGCGUUAAUCCAGCAGAUCGUAUUUUAGAUCAUUAUCAAUCUAUAUUUAAUAAUGCUCCAGAGCAAGAAUACACCAAGGCGAUGGAAAAUGAAAGUUCAGGAAAACAGAUUCGUGUCAAAUUCCAUCCCGCCAACCUGAGCUACAAAAUUAAUUACACGCCCUUCGAUUUGAUUUCAAAACUACCCUCCAGAUAUUUACAUUUCUUUUGUGCCCUGGAUUAUAUGGACAAGGAAAUUGAAAUCAAUUUUAGUAAGCUGCAGCGUGAGGAUGAAGAUGGUCAUAUGGAGAUUGCAUGUCCAUUUAAAUGCGUCUUUAAUUCGGUCGAUUAUCUUAGCGAAAUUAAUCGUAUUGUACGAGAAAAGAAAUCAGUAUUAAAUUCUCUCACAGAAAUGGCUCCACAAAAACUACUAAACUUAGCCACGAGUGGUCUAUCCAUGAAAGUUUAUACUUCGAAUUUAUUAACACUAAUACGCAUGUUGGAAUCUUAUUGGUAUGAAAAGGAAAUGCAAUAUGAACGCAAAGAUUUGGGCAAAAAUGCCAGUGCACUGAAAACAACCAACACCAUCGAUUGGAGUGAAUUGUGCAAUGAGAUUUUACAAUUUAAUGUUAAUUUAGAUGAUGAUUAUGAUAAGGCGGAUGAAUAUGAGCCGACACUGAAUAAAGAUGAACGUGUGAUUAGGGCUCAAGAUGUCUUUGUGGUGAAUUUACCCACCAUACAGAUAAAGGCAAAUUCGAAAAUUAUAGAGGAUCCCGAUACAAUUGAUUACAAUGGAGACAUGAAGAUACCAAAGAGAAUAGUUUUCACUGAACAACAAAGGGAGGCAAUAUUGAAGAAAAUUUUGGACGAGGCUUAUUGGAAAUACAACGACAAGACUCUGAACUGUGUUAAGGCCAGAAUGAUUGAAAGUAAUUUCUCUGAUAUGGAACAAAAACAUUUGGAGGAGAUUCACAAUUUCAUUGAAAAACACAAGCUUGGUGUAUCGAUUUUGGAUUUACUGAAAGAAUUUCCCUACGAACAAUUCCUUCUGAAGGCCCUAAAGUUCUUGGAAUCGGAAUAUUUAAUAAAAAGAGUGGGAAUUGCUAAUUUCAUGUAUGUACACAAAGACUAUGUGCGAUCAUGGGUAGUACACACGUUCAAUUUGAAGAGGCUGGAAAGAGAAAAUUUGGGAACUUCAACGGUCGCUUUGAAAAGAACCUAUGAUCAAAUGAAUGCUGGAGAACAAGUAGAGGAAGAUACUGCUGAAACUCAAGCAAAACGGAAACAAUCAGAUAACAAUACUGAUGAAGAAGCUAACGCAAACACCGAAAGCAAACCCACAUCGACAAAACGAGUUUCCAAACCGGUUAAUCGUUAUACUCCCAUGAAAGUGGAAAGCAAUAUGAGCAUAAAUAAUACAAAGGAAAGGGAGGUCAUAGUCCUUAAACCAGUACCGUGGAUACGUUUAAAUGGGUCUAUAAAUCGUCGAGUUUUAGACAGAUGGAUGGGUUCGAUACUAAGUGAGUGUAUUGCCCGUAACGGUUGCAGUGUUAUGGAUAUAUGUAUACGUUUCUCGCAUAUGUUUCCCACGGAUAUUAUGUUUCUCUUGGAAGUUCUAAGAGAUAUUGGUUGUUUGUAUUUAAAACAAAUUCAACAGCAAGAGAUUGAUAUAUUCUCUCAGUAUGAGAAAAUCAAAGAAUCAUCUGUUCCGUUUGUUUUUGAUCCGGAAAGUACGUUCAUACACACACAUGGUGAUGCCUGCUUGCGUUAUUCAUGGUUUAUUGGCAAGAAAAAAUAUUCUGUUGAAUUUAUAUAAAUAAUUAUUUCUGUUUUGCGUUUGAUUCGAAUUGUUUGAUUGUCGAAUUGUAUUGUUUUGUAUACAGUACUCAAAACUUCAUCUUACAGCAUUCAUUGUUCACUUCAUUUUGUUACAUUUAUAUAAUUUCUUAUUGUUUUUCUCUGAAAAAAUAUAUGAUUUUUAUUUCA